AUGGAAUCUCCUGAUUUGUUCACGUCCAUCGCUUCGAACCCCCCCGGUCUCCAGACUGCAGUCUACGUCCUUGCCGGGCUCAUUUGCGCAUUCUAUAUUGUGCGGCCCUUCUUGUCCCCGUUGCGAUCCGUUCCAGGCCCAUUUCUGGCGCGCUACACGGACGCGUGGUUCCUAUGGCGACUGCACCGAGGCCAUAUCGAGCAAGACUUUCUAGCACUUCAUAGGAAGCACGGAGCCAUUGUAAGAUACGGCCCCAGCAGGUACAGCAUCAAGCACCUGGAGGCGCCCAAGAUCAUUUACGGCCAUGGACACCCCUUCGUCAAGAGCUCAUUCUAUCGGGCAUACUCCCAACCAGAAUUACAAGACUGGAACACAUUUGCCGUCGAGAACACCAAAGUUCAUUCUCAGCUGCGGAGACAGCUUCAAAGCGCGUACAGUCUGACCGCUCUCGUCUCGUACGAGCCAUAUGUGGAUGAAUGUGCUCGUAUCCUCAAACAACGCCUCCAAGAGGUUUCUGUCGCCGGCUUGCCAAUCAACUUCGCCCACUGGCUCCAGUGUUAUGCAUUCGACGUGAUCGGUAUGAUCACCUACGGGAGUAGAUUUGGCUUUCUCGACCACGGCGAAGACGUCCAUGGAAUCAUUUCUGCCAUCGACACCUCGCUGUAUGAUUCUUCGCAUCUUUCCAUGUAUCCGUCCUUGCGUGUGCCCGCGGCUGUUAUACGAAGAUGGCUAUCUAGAGGCAAAUCCGGACUUGCCUUCGUUACUAGUUUUGCCCAACAGAACAUCGACAAUUUCCGCGCUAAUUCCAAGACGGCGACCGGGGAACCAGAGAAGGAAGACAGCGGCAAAAUGCAGUCAUUCCUUGAAAAGUUCUUCCUGAAGCAUGAGGCGGAUCCUGCGACUUUCACACUUAUGCACCUCUUGUCAGGCUGUCGGGCCAACGUAAUGGCAGGCUCUGACACGACGGGUAGCAGCCUGUCAGCCGUCUUUUACUACUUGAUGAAGCGACCCGACUGCUAUCAGAAGCUGCGGGAAGAAGUCGACGCAGUCCAGCCGUCCCAGACCAAGGACUUCAUUUUCCGCGAGACCCUGAACAUGCCGUAUCUUCAAGCCGUUAUCAAAGAGGCCCUGCGCGUCCAUCCGGCUUUUGGUACGCCUCUUGAGCGGGUAGUGCCUGAAGGCGGUGCCACCAUCGCCGGCCGAUUCUUUUCCGCAGGCAUCAAGGUUUCUGUACACUGUUGGGUAGAGAACAGAAACGAGCUCAUUUUCGAAGACCCUGACGAGUUCCGGCCCGAGAGGUGGCUCGUCGAAGACGAGAACAAGCUCGCGCUCAUGAACCGUCAUUGGAUCCCGUUUGGACUCGGUACUCGCACCUGCAUCGGGAGGCACAUAUCCAUGCUCGAGAUAUCCAAGCUGGUUCCGCGUAUUGUCCGCGACUUCGAUUUCAGACUACAGGAAAGAGCCGACGAGUCGUGGGAAACCAAGAGCAUGACGUUUGUGAAGCCAAAGAACUUCAUGGUUACCGUUAAAGCCCGCACUGGGUAG
Molecule: messenger RNA, 1545 nt
Organism: Colletotrichum spaethianum
Lineage: Eukaryota; Fungi; Ascomycota; Sordariomycetes; Glomerellales; Glomerellaceae
Product: pisatin demethylase
Exons: 4
Coding region: 1-1545 (514 amino acids)
Molecular function (GO): monooxygenase activity; oxidoreductase activity, acting on paired donors, with incorporation or reduction of molecular oxygen; iron ion binding
Source: RefSeq, a predicted model, not a curated record